AUGCCUGUCCAAACAUCUCAUUCCUGUGACACGAGGUCAUCUGAGGGGGCAACAGAAAAGCUCAAUGCGACUGAUAAACUGCCCGAGUUGUUUCUCACAGGAAAGAGCACUUUCAGACGAUUUUCUCUACAGUUACAGCUAGGCAAAAGAGAACAACCGGGCACAGAUUUCGGCUCAAAAGAAAGCAAAGUCCUUUGUGUCCACGCAACUUUAGGAGAAAGAAUAGUACUCACGGAGGACAGAAGCUCCCGGCCUUUGGGAAAGAAAAGAAUCCUACUUGUUCUGGUCCAUUUCGUGUUUCAGCACUGCCGUAAAAUACUCCCAAUCAGAGCUGUGGAGGCUGGAGAACCAACCGGAGGGCCCCCGGGGAAACGGCCCGGCGCUGACUGCCUCUUGCUGCCCGUCAGGCUGGGAAACCGGCUUCUGUGCGGGGAGCAGCUGUUCCCCUCCGCCUCCUCCUCCCAACCGCGGCACUUCUGCACAGCCACACAAAAGCGGACGGAGAGCAGCCGCCUCCUCCCUAAAAGCACACGAGCGCAGACGAGCGAGGCGGAAGGGAAGAGGCAAAGGAGUGUAAUUCGGCAGAAUCAAUUGCCAGCUAUGGAUGUGAAAGGGAGAGAAAGAGAACCAAGAGAGGGAGAGACUGACGGGAUGUCAGAGGGACGUCUCUGUGGACCUUAACAGCAAUCAGGAGACCAGACGCAGAGGGCAGCUGAGCCUUCGAUUUUUGACUCGCCAGGCCAACUGCGACCCCCGGGCCUGUCGUGUCAGGUGUCACUGGGUGUCUAGACAGUCAGACAAUGAAAUAUCACCAUGGAAACAGGCAGGCUGUUAUCAGUGGAGUGUGACAGUCAACAGUUAGGACCAGUCAUGUUUAAACAGAUACUUUGUCUGACCUUUUGAAGACAAACUAAUAAAAAAGCCCCAAAGGGAAUCAGAAAGCGAUGAUUCAUUGAACUGAGGAAGAAAGGCAAGGAGGCCAAAAACUCAAUUAUGAGGUAAGUAACGGUUCCGGUCGUCUGGACAUGGUUGGAUGAUCAAAUGAAAGCAGAUAAGUCCAUUCACAGAUUAAGGUGGUCACAGUAAAGCUCCUCUGCAGGAAAUGUGUUAGAGCAGUGGUUCUCAAACUUUUUUGGCUUAAGUACCCUUUUUAUGAUUUCUUCAAGCCAAGUACCCCUUGACCAGUCAACACAUUUUGCGUUAAUAUACAGUGAAAUGAGAGUCAGACAGUUAUAACAUCUGAUGCCCCCGAGCAGGUUUAUUGCUUAUAAACAUUAUUAUAUGUAGCUUUACGCAACUAUGUAAAUGUCUUAAGUAUUAGGCAUAACAGUUAAAGGUACAUCAGUGUUUUUCAGUUCUGGAAAAGGUCAUUGUGACAAUUUUUUAACAUUUAACCGCAACCUCUCCUAACUUACAUUAUUUCGCGCCCAGAACCUGCUCCUGAUUCCGGGUCUCUAUAAAUCUCUUAUUAAUUGAAAUGGGUUUUAAAUUUAUGAAUUUAUUUUUAAUGCAUAUUCCUGUACUCCUUAUUUCAUAUAAAAAUACUAUUAUCAUAAUUUAUUGACUUAUUGAUUUUCAUUAUUUAUUCCUUAAUGUCAUUUUCUCUCACACCCCCUGGAAUACCCGUACCCCCACUUGGGAACCACUAUGUUAGACUAAUCAAGGCUCUAACCAUAUAUUUGGCUAGAGGGGAGCAUCAUAAUUUAAGAGUGAACCAAAGACUCAUUGUGUGCCCAUUGUCUAAAAAAGUUAAUGGUACCACCUUUCUAAUAAUAUUAUUUAUCACAAUAUAAUACUUCACAUUAUAUAUGUUCUUCUUAAUAUUCAUAAUUGUUAUCAGAUCAUCACAUUUUAAAUGUCAUUGUGUCUCUUCUAACCAUCCACUGACCACGCAAGGAGGUGCAGGAUCAUAGCCCUAUAUUCAGAUAAAAUAAACAAGUUUUUCUUGCUUGCGUUCAACCUUUAUGUAAAUAGGUUUAAAUGUUUGCUUCUUGGAAUUACUUAUGCAUUGAAAUUGUAG
Messenger RNA from Triplophysa dalaica, 2020 nucleotides. RefSeq lists its product as uncharacterized. The transcript has 4 exons. The record is from RefSeq and is a predicted model, not a curated record. Lineage: Eukaryota; Metazoa; Chordata; Actinopteri; Cypriniformes; Nemacheilidae. The coding region runs from base 1 to 681 and encodes 226 amino acids.